AUACGAACACAACUCGAGGAGGGACAGAGUAUUAUUGAGACGGCGAAAAAUGUGGUAUCAACCAACACAAGCACAAAUAAACUGUGUAACGUCCAUUAUUUGCCAUUGUGGACUAGGGAUACAUAUGUGAUUAAUAUGUAGUUAUAAUUUAAAACAUGUGCAUAAAAAAUUCAAUACAAACCAAAAGUUAGUGCAAGUGUUGCAAAGGGCAUUUGGUAGCUGUGAUUGGCUAAUUUAAGUGAAAUAUGUGCAUGUAUGCGUACUACAAAUUACCAGGAUGCGAAAUAUAAUUACCUUACUUAAAAAUUUAAAUACAUAUAUCUACAAAAAAAAAAAGGUGCAUAUCAGUGUUUUUCAUGUUUUAAGAAAUAACAGUUAUUUGAGCUAUAAAAUAUGUAAGUGUUAAUAAAUUGAUUUGAUGGUGUAUGUGAAAUUUCAUUCCAAAUAAAGCAUAAAGGUAAAUAAUUAUAUACUUGUAUAGUUAAGUUAACGGGACCGCCUAUGUUCAUAUGCACAAAUCGUUGCUCCUACGCAGGCAGUUUGCCGUGUGCAAGCGCGCUUUGACCCUAUUAAAUGUCAUCUGGUGAAUGGGAUUUGCGUGCUCUCAAAGCACUCGAGGAAGAGGAACAAAAGGAAUUUCUUGCACUUAGCCAAAAAAGUCUAUUUGAUCCUCCCUCCCCACCAACGGGGGAAAGACUAUUCCAACAGACCCAACUAUUGAAGCAGCAGCAAUUUCAACCGAAACUAACCUAUGCCCAAUUGCAUCCGCAUAUACUUAAUUUACCCACCAUUAAUGAAUGUAACCUAGUUGCGGCGGCUCGCAAACGUCAACAGCUUCUGCAGCAACAGAAUACAGCAGAUAGUAGAACCGGAGGAAGACGUUUGAAAUUCACUCGAGCACUGUCAAUUUCGGCACACUCCUUGACAGGAGUUGGCAGUCAAGAAAUAAGAAAAAAAGUUGAGUCUCAAAAGUCCAAGGCUAAUGUGUCGAAGGUCAGUAAUGCGAGUUCACCGGCUCAAUCUUACAGUCCCUCACCCAUCUACACGCCACCACCAAUUAGACGAUGUGCGACAUUACAUCACACACAGCCAGUACGCAAGGCUUUCAAGACUCUACAACAGCUGGAAAAACAGAAAGAGGAUCGCAAAAAAGAAGCUGCCGCGACGCUGAAACGCUUGGUUGGCACAAACAAAACCUAUUGGAAGUACGGUGCCAACUCUACAGCCGCCUCAAUCAUUGUACAGCGGAAGAAGCUCAAUUCUUCCAUUGCAGAAAUCGAGUCUAAUACUUCUGACGAGUUCGGUUCGGAAGAAACCACAAACAACUUUAGUGGCAAUGAUAGCCACGCCAACCCUGACCGCUGGCUAAAAUCAUACGUAGAUUGUGACGAUAGUGCGACCGAUACAGGAUCCUGUACGGUGCCACUGACUUCGGACUCAGUUGAAAUGAUGCGCCUUAUGUUAUCGGCAGCAACCGCUGCCGUCAAAACUCACCCCAUCAAUACACAAACUCCUGCAGCUACAGCGGAAAACAAGCCAAAAGAUGUUGAUUAUUUACUCAAUAAACGGCCGCUGAAUAUUGCGACCUCGGUAAAUGUGGCAGCAACUAGUGGUGGUUCAUGCAAAGAUUUUUCGAAUCCUUCCACCACCUCCACACCGCUUUGCGCAACUAAAGCCAAACAACUAAACGGCGGCAAUAAUGUGGUGCAAAGUGACUAUGGUAGCACAUUCCUUACACUAUCAUCACGUUAUCCUUUAAAAUUAUCCGCGUCAUUAUUCACGCCCGAAGAGAAAACUGUUGCUUAUAGAGCUUUUAACGAGCAGCAGCGAAGGAAAAGUCUCUCGCACAACGGGGUUCGGCUUGCACCGCUUCCACUUCAGCGUGGAAGAAGUUUAACAGACGAAAUCUCAGCAAAUGAUUGCAGCAAUAACAGCAACAGUCACUCGUUGACGAUAACAGGACAAAAUGUUCGUAGUGCAAACACCCGCAAUAUGUUAAAGUCCAGUUCGCUGGAUAUGUGUACGAACAUGAAUGAAAGUUUGAACGCUAAAAGCGGGAAUUGUGCCAUACAAAGGUCCAGCUUAAUUGCCAAUUCUAUUGUGGAGGGCAUGAAAACGGCAUCUUCAUUAAGCAUCAAAGAACUAGAUGUGUUGGCUGAUUCAACAAAGAAAUUGCGGCAGCAGCAUAGCAUCUUAAAUGUACAUACCACCCGACAUGCAGAGCCACACGUGACCCCGAUUUUGUGUAGGGGCCGCGUUUCAUCAAAUAAUGGCAGCAAUUGCAACGGUCCAUCGAUCGCGGCGACCAUAGCGGCAACGGACCAAGGUACUCCUCUGGAUUCGCUGCAUCAACAUAUUAUCGAUGACGACCUGGAACAGCAUAUCAAGCAUUGCGCAUGCUCAUGCAAUCACAUGGGCUAUGGCAACUCCAUGGAUUAUCAGGCAACCGGCUUUGGCGGCCUACCUGAUGUCACCGAGCACUCCAAUGCGCACCGCACACUCUCACGCCAGAACUCAAUUUCAAACAGUGAUUCCGGUGGCGAAAUUGCCAGCAUUGAAAAGUCAAAAGUGAACUUUGGCGACGGCAGACCGCUACCAACCGCCCACCCUGCCAACAUAAAGCGUAAAUCGAAGGCAACCCACCAAGCAGCUAGUGACAGCUGUGCCAGGGUGCACCGCUUAAAACCGCGACGUGGCUCCUGCACCAUAUUCUUGACUCUCGUAGCCGCGCUUUGCCUGUUUACCAUUGCCGCCAUGCUCGCAUACCAACACUUUGUGGCGCCAAGCCGCAAUUCGCAUGCUCAAAGACUGAAAAUCGUACAACGGAUACUGAAAGAAGUGCCGCUAGUGGAUGGCCACAAUAACUUUGCGUGGAAUGUCCGGAAGUACGCGCACAACAGUCUGGAGUUGGUGCACAUGAGACGCGAUCCCAGUGCGGAGGCUCUAUGGACCAGGCCGUCGUGGGCGCAAACAGACAUUGAGCGGCUGAAGCAAGGACUAGUUGGCGUGCAAAUGUGGUCAGCGUAUGUGCCUUGUGAGGCUUUGGGCCUAGACGCAGUCCAAGUGGCUAUAGAACAAAUAGAUAUUAUACGGCGCUUAACAGACAUGUUCACCGGGGAUACGAUAUUAGUAAGCUCAUCGAAAGAUAUUUUCACAGCACGACAGCACGGCCAGAUGGCUUCACUAAUCGGCAUUAAAGGUGGCCACGCUAUCGGCUCCUCAUUGGCCGUUUUACGGUCAUUCUAUUCGGUGGGCGCUCGUUCGCUCAGCCUAACGCAUAAAUGUGACCUCUCAUGGGCGGGCUCUAGUGCAUCAGAAUCGGAGAGCGGACUCUCUGCGUUUGGUAAGGCUGUUAUUCGUGAAAUGAACCGACUGGGAAUGAUGGUCGAUUUGUCCCAUAGCUCCGAUGCCACAGCUCGCGACGUUCUACAAGUUACUCGGGCUCCAGUUAUAUUCUCUCAUUCAGCCGCAAGACAACUUUGCAAUUCCACACGCAAUGUACCCGACGACAUUCUUCGAUUGGUAGCAGACAAUGGCGGACUCAUCAUGGUUAGCUUCGAUCCAGAAGAUGUGGCUUGUGGUCAGCAGGCAUAUCUGGGUGAUGUAGUUGAGCACAUAAAACACAUCAGAGCCAUCGCUGGAGUGCAACAUAUCGGGCUGGGCGCUGGUUAUGACGGCAUUGAGGUGCCACCCGUCGGUCUUGAAGACGUUUCCAAAUAUCCAGAUUUGCUGGCGACAUUACUUCAAGAUCACAACUGGAGUGAACAAGACAUAGCAAUGCUGGCCGGCAAAAACUUUCUACGCAUCCUGGAGACCGUAGAAAAUGUACGCGAUUAUUGGAAACGUGCCGACAUUCAGCCACUCGAACAGACUGAACCACAACCGAAACCACAGUGCACAUACAUGUCGUCGUGACCACAGCUGCAGCCGAUGCGCAGCAGUUAUGCUGCCGCGCAAGAAUUAGACCUGAGACAAUGCAAUAGCAUGCUGCCAACAUUGACUGACAACGGCAGCCUCAAAUAUUAUAUCUGCAUGAUUGCACUCUUGGGGUGGGUCGGAGCAAAUAAUCAAAGUAUACGCACACUGAUGGAUGCAGUGAGCUUAAAUGUAAUAAAAUUAGUGUUUUAGGCAAUUCAUUUCAUUUAGAUUAUACUUCGCGUGUAUGUAUGUGUAAGUCUAAUGAAAUUUCUAGUUUUAUUUGUUUAGGUUAUUCAUAUGUAAAUGUAUGUAUGUAAUCUAUAAAAACUUGCACAUUCGCAAUGUUUGACAACGUGACAAAGCACAUACACUACAUACAUACAUAUGUAUGUACAUAUGUAUUUGAUUUAAGCAAAAACUUUGUUGUGAAAAUGAAGUCUGUUAAGAAACUGCUCAAUAACUAAAUACAACUUUACUUGUUUAAGCGAAAAUAUUAAAAUACAUAUGUAUGUAUGUAAAACCACUUUAUACAUAUAUAAAUUUAGAGAUUGCGGAGUCAGCAAAUUAAGUGGUGCACAAGCAAAAAAUUAUAACCAUAUCCGUUCAAAUUAUUUCAAUAGAGCCUUGUUUCAGAACAUUGGAGAGUGCACAAAUACGUAUACAUACAUACAUACAUACAUACAUACAUACAAACACAAACAUGUGUAUCUAUUAGUAUGUAUGCUAUAAUGUACCUUUGUAGGCAGACAAAAAAUAUACAUAUACAUAGAAUUAUAGGCAAUUUCAACCAUAGAUGCACACAAGCAUUAAAAUAAAAAAAAAAAAGUGUUUAUAGUUAAAUAUAUCGUUUUAAUUAUCUGUCUUAACAGAUGUAAGAUGAAUGUGCCAACAAAUAUAUAAUACCCAUACUAUAUACUAUACAUACAACUUAUAUACUAUUCUUUUUAAGAACUCUUUUUUUAGUUAAUGCUAAGUUUAUCGUUAACAAGACAAUCUUUACCACAAUUAAAAACCUAAGUAGUUUGAAGAUAAAAAACCUGCAUUUGUUUGCAUUUUUGCACAUACCCAAUCAUAUACACAUCUUCACACACAAUAGGCUGAUUUCAAAAAUAUGAAUAUUGUCAUACAAAUUCUUAAAGGAUGCGGAUAUGAUUACUUUCAAAUGAAACUUUCCUUUUCUAUUUUUAAACUUAUUUUCGGGUAUAUUCUGUAAAUGCUGACUGAGCCGGCAACACUUCAAUGUAUGUAAGUGACUAAAGCUGUGUCGGAAUUGCCUUAAUUUUAGCGCCUAAAUUGAAAUUUCUACUGUUUUAAAUUAGGCAAACUGGGCUAGUUCACUUUGAUCGAAUUUCAAGGGGUCAGAGAUGCGUACUACCAUACUGUAGGACCCAGGUUCGAUCCACGGUCAAGGCAAAAUCCCAAAAUAGAUUAUUGAUAAAGGUUUUUUCUUAACAGCUGUCGCCCUUCAGCAGGCAACGGCAAACAUCCGAGUGUAUUUCAGCCAUGAAAAAUAGAUUCUCAUAAAUUCAUUAAGUUGCCGUUUGGAGGCGCCGUAAAACUGUAGAUCCCCCCAUUUGUGUAACAAUUUAUUCAAAGUAUAUUUCAAACAUCAAAACGGCCACACCACAAAUUUAAGGAGAAGCUCGGCCAAACACUUAGCAAAACUGUAAGCGCCAAAACAUUUAUUACUCAUAUUACUUAUUCUCAGAGACCGUACCGGUAUUGAAUUUUUAAAUCAAAAGCAGACAAUUUUAGUUAUUUUUUUACUUUUAUCAUUUUGAGCAAAUAAUACCGAUUAAUUCUGCUUUCUAUUUUUAUAAGGCAAAAAUAAAAGUUAAAAUUUGCCUUUUAUUUUUUUGACCAGAAAGUAAUCGGUAAUUGUUGCCUUUUAUUUUAGAAGGUUUAAGUUUUUUGAAUAGGGUUGCCACCUGCUGAAAAAAUCGGAAUUACAUCGUUUGCGCAAUUUUAAAACAUGAGGUUGCCACCUGUUGAAUUUUUUGUUUCGUGUAGAGCAUCAGAUUUGCACCGUUCUCUCAAUUUUAAAAUGAGGGUUCAAAUGACAGGGAUUGACCUACAUACGUGCUAUGUUUUUUUAAGGGUUGCCGCCUAAUAAAAAAUGCAUUGUUUGAAAUAUAAAUCGGUAAAAUAUCAGAAUAUGGGCAUCAAGCGAAAGGAUUUUGAGAUUAAAUUAAUAUGUUGGUGUCUUUAAACAGCUGCCUAAAACCAAAUUUACCCAAAGCACGUCAACGAGGUGGCAACGCUAUUCAAAAAAAAAUAAACCUUCUUGCACAUCUAGAAGCCUAGCCCAUUCAUUUGACACCUGAUUUUUUUUUUUUUAAUACAACAAGCGGUGUAGAUUUUAUAAUUUUAAGAAAUAUGGCAACCCUUUUCAAAAAAGUCAUACCCUGCUGUACAUUUAGAGGCCAAGCCCAUUAAUUUGGUACCUCAG
This is a messenger RNA of Rhagoletis zephyria (snowberry fruit fly), 6367 nucleotides long. RefSeq lists its product as uncharacterized. Gene Ontology annotation, molecular function: metallodipeptidase activity. NCBI's taxonomy places the organism in Eukaryota, Metazoa, Arthropoda, Insecta, Diptera, Tephritidae. The record is from RefSeq and is a predicted model, not a curated record. Gene Ontology annotation, biological process: proteolysis.